Molecule: messenger RNA, 1365 nt
Organism: Labeo rohita (rohu)
Lineage: Eukaryota; Metazoa; Chordata; Actinopteri; Cypriniformes; Cyprinidae
Gene: nudt6
Product: nudix (nucleoside diphosphate linked moiety X)-type motif 6
Exons: 5
Coding region: 18-944 (308 amino acids)
Molecular function (GO): NADH pyrophosphatase activity; NAD binding; ADP-ribose diphosphatase activity
Source: RefSeq, a predicted model, not a curated record
CUGGUUGUUUUGGUGUCAUGGUGAGCUGGAUCAUGUUGGCCGGGUUCUGUAGGGUCUCUUCUGUGUUCUGCAGGUUCUCCUCCGUGUUCAGGCAGCGCAGGUUUAUUUCCGCCGGUUCGGCCCGUUUUGUCUCCGGCUGUCAGGAGCGGCUCUGCCGGCCUCUGCUGUCCGGGGACGUGGAUCGGUUCGGAGGCGUAACGGUGCGAGACUUUCCGCCGGACAUCAGCGAGGACGAGUUUACCGAGCUGCUCCGGGUGUCUCUCGGUCGGUGGCGGUCAGACGGACGGGUGGCCGUAUGGCUGCAUGUGCCCAUCGCUCUCAGCAGACUCUCCGCAGCGGCGGCGCUUCACGGCUUCAGCUUCCAUCACGCCCGGAGAGACGUGGCUGUUCUCAGCCUGUGGCUCGGACCGGGAGAGGACAGACUGCCUGCGUUCGCCACACAUCAAGUAGGAGUCGCUGGUGCUGUUGUGGACGAAUCCAAUGGCAAAGUCCUUGUUGUUCAGGACAGAAACAAGACUAAGAAUGCUUGGAAGUUUCCCGGUGGUCUGUCAGAUCUUGGAGAAAACAUCGGCAAGACGGCCGUUCGGGAGGUUUUCGAAGAAACCGGGGUCCGAUCGCAGUUCCGUUCUCUCCUCAGUAUUCGUCAGCAGCACAGGCACCCGGGAGCGUUCGGGAUGUCUGACAUGUACCUGAUCUGCAGACUCAGCCCGCUUUCCUACCACAUCGACUUCUGCACUCAAGAAUGCCUGCGCUGCGAAUGGUUCGAUCUGGCCGAACUCGCCAAGACCGGCGAGACGACGCCGAUCACGAGCCGCGUCGCCAAACUUUUGCUGUACGGACUGGAAAACGGUUUUCACAACAUCGACCUGACGAUGGAGCAGCUGCCGGCCGUAUACACCGGCUUGUUCUAUCAGCUCUACCACAGACGACUGCCAGAGGAGUAGAGAUCUUAUAGAGCAAAACUACACACUAGCACAAAAUGAUUUUGUAUUGUUUUCAGGUACAAAUAUCUAAACAUUCUUAAAUCAAUAUGCAUUUACUGGAAAAGCAAAAUGACUUAAGAUAGUCUUGUUUUCUGAAACAUCUAUGACAUCAGUGAGUUUAUGAUUUAAACAAGAACAAAUAUCUGCAAAUGGUGCCAGAAAAUUAAUCAUUUCAAAAAGAAAAAAAUGAUUUUUUUCUGAGUUUUCAUUUGCAUUUUGUAUUGUUUUAAGCAGAAACUCACAUAAUUGACACAUUUUUCAGAAAACAAAACUUAAUAUCUUAAAUCAUUUUGAAUCUCCAGUAAACCUCCUGAUUUUUAAAAAAAUAAUAAUAAUAAUGGGAUAUUUGUACUUGAAAAUAAUACAAAAAAAAAAAAAACAA